Molecule: messenger RNA, 312 nt
Organism: Thermochaetoides thermophila DSM 1495
Lineage: Eukaryota; Fungi; Ascomycota; Sordariomycetes; Sordariales; Chaetomiaceae
Exons: 1
Coding region: 1-312 (103 amino acids)
Source: RefSeq, a predicted model, not a curated record
AUGUACACCUCCCCUGCACCGGAACUCGACCCGCGGUCCCAAGGCACAGGUUUGCUCCUUCACACACCCCCAGAGGCGAGUCCCAAGGUCCCAGAGCGCUGGGAAGUUCUCAAGGAAGUGAUUCUCGACCCCAAAGAGCGCCUCGACCAGGGUAUUACCUCUGCGCUGGGACCUCCGGAUGCUCUUCCGCGGCCAUGCGGUCCGAAUCCUUGGGACCCAACCCCACUUUUAGCAUCGUCCCUUUCCCCUCCUGGAGAGUCUAGCGAGCCAGGCGAAAUGAACCACUUCCCCGGAACUCCCUCCGUCGACUGA